AUUAAUAAAAAUGAAUCAUCGACCCUCACUAAAAAGAAAAAAGAAAAAGAAAAAGAGAAAAUGAAGACAUCUGGGCUGCUCCUGAAAAUCAGCCUAAUUUGUUCAUUAUCAUGCACAGUUGUUGUUACUCAGAGCGAUGAGAAAUUUGUCCAAUGCCUCGAAUCCCAUCACAACUCAUCAUCAAACCCCAUUUCCGAAGUCGUUUACACCCAAAAAAACUCGUCCUACACAUCUACACUGCUUUUCUCCAUACAAAACAUACGUUUCGUGUCGCCUUGGAUGCCCAAGCCAGCAUUCAUCGUCACCCCUUUCACCGAGUCUCACAUCCAAGCCGCAGUUGUGUGCUCCAAGGCCCAUGCGCUGCAGCUACGAGUUCGCUGCGGCGGCCACGACUACGAGGGUCUUUCCUACUCUUCCAACCUCCCAUUUGUAAUAAUCGACUUGAAAAACCUCACUUCCAUAGAUAUCGAUGCACAAAAUAGGGUUGCAUGGGUCGGGGGAGGUGUCCUUUUAGGCAAUCUUUCUUACGAAAUCGCGAAAGUCAGUCCGAAUUUCGCCUUCCCCAACGGGCUCUGCCCCACCGUUGGGGUGGGCGGCCACUUCAGCGGCGGAGGCUACGGCACCCUGCUGAGAAAGUACGGCCUCGCAGCUGAUAACGUGGUGGAUGCGAGAAUAGUCAAUGCUCGCGGACAAGUUCUUGAUAGAAAAUCAAUGGGCGAAGAUCUGUUCUGGGCUAUUAGAGGCGGAGGCGGCGCGAGCUUUGGCAUCAUCACGGCGUGGAAAAUCACGCUCGUCCAAGUUCCUGACGCCGUCACCGUUUUCACUGUGAACAGAAGUUUGGAACAGAGGGCAAUCGACCUCGUUCAUCGAUGGCAGUACGUUGCUCCCAAAUUCGAUCGUGAUUUGUUUGUUAGGAUCGUUGUAUCACGAGGAGGAGGGAGUGAAACGACGGUGCAGGCUGCGUUUAACUCGGUUUUUCUUGGGAAGAUAGAUAGGGCGGUGGAGCUGAUGAAGGAGGGUUUCCCUGAGCUGGGAUUGAGGAAGGAAGACUGCACAGAGAUGAGCUGGAUCGAAGCGGUCCUCUACUUCUCGGAUCUUCCAGAAGGAUCUGUUCUGGAAGAUCUGACGAGGAGAAACCCUAAUCCGAGGACUUUUUACAAGGCAAAAUCGGAUUAUGUGGAGACUCCCAUUCCCAGACGCGCCUUACAAGGGCUGCUGGAGUUUUUCUAUGAGGAGGAAGCUGAGGCUGCGCAGCUCAUUCUCGCGCCUUAUGGCGGGAAAAUGGCUGAGAUUUCGGCGUCCGAAAUUGCGUUUCCUCAUAGGGGUGGAAACAUAUAUGAAAUUCAACAUUUGGUGUAUUGGGAUGAAGAGGGAAAUUAUGAGAGUGGGAGAUACAUUGAUUGGGUUAGAAGAGUUUAUGAAUAUGUGACACCCUUUGUUUCAAGGAACCCUAGAGCUGCUUAUUUGAAUUAUAGGGAUCUGGAUUUGGGAGUCAACAACAUUAAAGGUGACACAAGCUAUGGCGAAGCUAGUGUUUGGGGGAUUAGCUAUUUUAAGAAUAAUUUCAAGAGGUUAGUUCGAGUGAAGUCCAUGGUUGAUCCGGAUAAUUUUUUUAGACAUCAGCAGAGUAUUCCAAUAAUUGGAACUAAUAUAUAGUGUUUGUUUGUUUGUUUUUUCUUUUAAGGGAAAAUAUAGUAGUUUGGUAAUAGUCAAUUAAUUACGAAAUUGGCUUGCAUGCUUGGUGACAAUAAUACUGUAAUAAUUUAAUAGUAUACUUACCAAGAAAUAAUUUGAUCGACA
Salvia miltiorrhiza (redroot sage) is the source of this 1800-nucleotide messenger RNA. RefSeq names its product tetrahydroberberine oxidase-like. The coding region runs from base 61 to 1656 and encodes 531 amino acids. Gene Ontology annotation, molecular function: oxidoreductase activity; FAD binding. The transcript has a single exon. Lineage: Eukaryota; Viridiplantae; Streptophyta; Magnoliopsida; Lamiales; Lamiaceae. The record is from RefSeq and is a predicted model, not a curated record.